AUGGCGCCGACAGUACAAGAUCCCGAUACAUAUGUGAAGACUAUCCGAGUAUCUCCUCCUCCCGGCUCACCCUACUCCCUUGCGAUCCCGGGCAGUGCGCGCGAAGAUCGCAGUGGUGUUUACAGGCAUUAUCAGUUCGUGGAUAAGCCAUUACUACAAACGAUCGAUCCAGAAUGUUUGACCAGUCAUGAUUUCUUUGAGAAGGCUGUAAGAAAGAGACCAAAUGCUAGAUGUUUGGGUCACAGACCUUGGGAUCCCGUUACGAAAACUUAUGGUAACUAUCAAUGGAUUACAUAUGCGGAGACGGCAGAGCGCAGAAAGAAUUUUGGUGUGGGAUUGGUAGAGCUUCAUAAGAGGGCGGGAAUCACAGAUGAUAAGUAUGGUGUGGGUCUUUGGUGUCAAAAUCGUCCGGAAUGGCAAAUUGUUGAUUUGGGAGCGAUGUCUCAAUCCCUCUUCACGGUUUCCAUUUACGAUACUCUCGGACCGGAUACAACGGAAUAUAUUGUCAACCAUGCAACGCUCGCUUGUGUUUGUACGAGUUUACCACAUAUUCCGACGUUAUUGAAGUUGGCACCGAGAAUACCUACGUUGAAGCUCAUCAUUUGUCUUGACCGUUUGGAUGAAGGAGAACAGCCUGGAAACACAAAGAAAGCACUUUUGAAUGCUCUUGCGGCUGAAGUUGGAAUCGCUAUUCAUUAUAUUGGAGAUGUUGAAGCCAUUGGAGCCGCGUCCCCAAAUUCUCCAAUGAACCCACCUCGACCAGAAGACAUCAUUACAAUCAAUUAUACCUCCGGAACAACUGGUAACCCCAAAGGUGUGGUUCUUACUCAGGCGCACGCUGUUGCAGCAACUUCCAUUUCGAGAAUUGUGUCCGAUCCAUGGCCUAAUGAUGUCCUUUGUUCAUACCUUCCAUUGGCACACAUUUACCAACGUCUUGCCGAGCAUGGCUGUCUUGCUGUAGGAUCAGCUAUUGGUUAUUUCCGUGGUGAUAUUCUUGGACUUGUCGACGACUUGAAGCUUCUUCGCCCAACAGCCUUUAACUCCGUUCCUCGUCUCUAUAAUCGAUUUGGAUCCGCUAUCAAAGCCGCUACUAUCGAUGCCCCAGGUGUCAAGGGCACAAUCGGUCGUCAUAUUAUCAACACCAAGCUUGCAUCGAUGAAACUUCCACCCGGACAAGCUACCAAUAAACACGCUCUCUACGAUCGUAUCUGGACUCCUAAAUUAGCUAGUGCUUUUGGUCUUCAAAGAGCUCGUGGUCUGGUAACUGGAAGUGCUCCAAUUGAUCCUGGUCUUCAUCAAUUCCUCCGUGCAGCCUUUGGUGCCAGAUUCAUUCAAGGUUAUGGCCUUACCGAAACCUAUGCACAUGGUCUUGUGCAAUACGAUGAUGAUUACACCACCGCGGAAGUAUGCCUCGAAUCCGUCCCCGACAUGGAGUACCUCGCCACCGACACGCCCAACCCCCGAGGUGAAAUCCUCCUCCGAGGUACCGCCCGUUUCCGCGAAUACUACCGCAACGAAGCCGAAACCUCCAAAGCAAUCGAUGCAGACGGCUGGUUCCACACCGGUGACAUCGGAGAAGUCGACAGCAUGGGCCGCUUCAAAAUCAUCGAUCGUAGAAAGAACGUCCUCAAACUCGCUCAGGGCGAGUACAUCUCCCCCGAACGCAUCGAAAACGUCUACCUCGCAAACUGCAAUCUCCUCGCCCAAGCAUAUGUGCACGGAGACUCAACCCAAGCUUUCCUCGUCGCCGUCUUCGGAAUCGAUCCCGUGACGUUCGCGCCGUGGGCAAGCAAGAUUCUCGGCAGAGAAAUUAAGAGUGAGGAUAUCGCAGGCCUUAAAGAAGCGGGUAAUGAUAAGAGGGUGCGCAUGCAACUUGUCAAGGUAUUGGAAGGCGUGGGCAAGAAAUCAAAGUUUAACAGCUAUGAGAAGGUCAAGAAUGUGUACUUGGACAUCGAACCGUUUACCAUUGAUAAUGAACUUUUGACACCGACACUCAAACUCAAGCGUCCCCAAACGGCAAAGAAAUUCAGAGAUCACAUUGACCAAAUGUACGCCGAAGCAUUGGCGGAUGAGAAACCGUUGGCGAAGUUGUAG
Molecule: messenger RNA, 2094 nt
Organism: Botrytis fragariae
Lineage: Eukaryota; Fungi; Ascomycota; Leotiomycetes; Helotiales; Sclerotiniaceae
Product: putative lacs7 long-chain acyl-coa synthetase 7
Exons: 4
Coding region: 1-2094 (697 amino acids)
Biological process (GO): long-chain fatty acid metabolic process
Cellular component (GO): endoplasmic reticulum; membrane
Molecular function (GO): long-chain fatty acid-CoA ligase activity
Source: RefSeq, a predicted model, not a curated record